CAAUCUUACAGCAUCAGUCUGAACUCAACAAGUGCAAAGCCAAGGAAUAAAAGAAGCAGUUGCAACUUGAUCUGCACCUAUACCAGUCAUUAGAAUAAAGAAUGAAGCUGCUAGCAAUCAGUGGAGCUCUUGUCCUUCUCUUCUCUAUCACUGGAGCUUUCUCUUUGUACAAGGAAGACUCAGAGAAGCCUUCAUUCUGUCGUGACUUUGACUGUCCUACAUACACAGUCGUUGCUAAGAAGGAGAGCUACGAGGAACGCAAAUACGAUCCAUCAAAAUGGGUAGGGACAACAAUAGGAGCAAUGAACUGGACGAGUGCACUGGACACAGGCUACAGCAAGCUAUACAAGUACAGGAAUGGGGCCAACAAGGGGAAUGUAAAAAUACCAAUGGCUACACCAGUGGCUACUAAAAUAGAACCAGGACAAGGCCCUGCUUGUGAAUCCAACUUCACCAUCCUGUUCUUUGUCCCAUUCAAGUACCAGGACAAUACUCCAGUCCCCACAGACUCCAGCAUUGCCAUUGUUAAUCUUCCCUCCAUCACUGCUUACGUGGGCUCGUUUGGUGGCUUUGAGAAUGAGGACAAUCUCGUGACACAGGCCACAGAUCUUGCUACUUCCCUGGCUAAUAAUAACAUUGAUUUCGUCCAGGAGUACUACUUUACUGCAGAGUAUGAUUCGCCAGAUAAGAAGAUUGACAGGCACAAUGAGAUAUGGUUCUUAGCCAAAAACUAAUUGAACUAUCAAUAAUAACUAAUAAUAAUAAUAAUAACAAUAAUUAUUAUUAUUAUAUGUUAUUGUGCUAUUUUUGCUUACUAAAAUUUUAAUAAUAAACAUUAAAAUU
This is a messenger RNA of Amphimedon queenslandica, 843 nucleotides long. Its product is annotated as heme-binding protein 2-like. Lineage: Eukaryota; Metazoa; Porifera; Demospongiae; Haplosclerida; Niphatidae. The record is from RefSeq and is a predicted model, not a curated record. Gene Ontology annotation, molecular function: heme binding. Bases 102 to 734 code for a protein of 210 amino acids. The transcript has a single exon.